UCGCAUUCCGCCAUGUGCUCUUUACCUUAUCUUCACUUCCGAAAAUCUAUUUCUAUCAAGCUCGCAGAAACAUCAACAGGGCGGCCGCCAUUACUGCCUGAAGUAAGUGCCUUAAGUUAAAAUAUGGAUCCCCGUACCAGUGCCCAGGACGUUAUGCGAUGUGACCUGUGUGAGACUGCUGUUGUACAGAUGCACUGUGAUACAUGUCUUGUCAACCUGUGUAAGGCCUGUGUGGGAGAACAUGUUUCUGUGAAUCUCUCGAAGCCACAUAAAAUUGUUGACUUCAAGGACAAACAAUCUAUUCCCAUCUAUCCUGAAUGUACAACACAUGACAAAGAAAGAUGUAAAAUGUACUGUAAACAAUGUGAUACUCCUCUUUGCAAUAAAUGCAUCGCAUCCGAUCAACAUUUAGGUCACAGAUUGUCAGAAAUAUUACAAAUUCUGGAAGAAAAAAGAGACACCAUCAUCCAAAAUCAAAUUGAACUAAAGGAAACAAUUUACCCAACCUACCAGGACAUUGCCUCUAAAGUUCAAAUCAGAAUUAGUCAAUUAGAAAAGAAAUAUAGAGAUCUCUCAACGGCCAUUACAAAACAUGCAGAGAACUGGCACAGAGAAAUUGACGAACAUGUCAAGAAACUUAAAGCUGAAGUUGAUGUAAUGAAAAACACACAGAGAAAUACUUUACAGAAACAUCUGGAUGAAGUAAACAAGAACAUUUCCGACAUCAAGGAUGAAAUUAAUUCACUUGAGGAUGCCGUGGCCUCUAAAGACAUUUUCUAUUUCUAUAAUGUUAAAUUUGACCUAGAGAAAUAUAAAAGGCUUCCAAUAAAAAUUGUUCCUUCUUUACCAAACUUCACACCAGGAAGAAUUCAAGGAGGAGAACUUAGUAAACUGUUUGGAAGUUUAGCACCAAGUUCAAUGACUACAGAUGAACAAGGCUACAGACUCGGCAUAAAACAGAAAUUACCAGAAGCUGAAUUCUGUCUUCCAGAGAAACAGUUGCUCGAUGAACCAGAGACCGUCACCACCAUAGUGACGGGGUAUGAAAGACUUUACAAUGUGGCCUGUCUGAGUGAUGAAGAAAUCUGGACAAGCGGAAAUGGCAACAUCAUGAAACUCUUCAGCAUCAAUCAGGGAUCACUACUCAAGUCAAUCAGAACCAAGUCAGGGAACUGGCCAUGUGAUAUAGCAGUUACAAAGAUUGGAGAUUUAGCUUAUACGGAUCACAAAGAUAGAACUGUAAAUAUUGUAAAGAAUGAAAAGAUAGAGAAGGUGAUCAGACUAAAGAAAUGGAAACCUCUUGGUAACUGUGUCACAUCCUCUGGUAAUCUAUUGGUUAUUCUAAUGAGUAAUGAUGGAAAACAAACAAAGGUUGUUCAAUACUAUGGCUCCAUAGAGAUAGAGAGCAUUCAGUUUAAAGGCACUGAUAAACCUCUCUAUUCUGAAUCUGAAGAAAAACACAUUACAGAGAAUAAGAAUCUGGAUAUCUGUGUGUCUGAUAAUGAAGCUGGAGCAGUAGUGGUGGUCAACCGAGCAGGAAAACCGAGAUUCAGGUACACUGGACAUACUCCUGCUCCAAAGAACCAACCAUUCAGUCCACGAGGAAUCACCACAGACAGUCAGAGUCACAUCCUUACAGCUGAUAUUAGCAACGAUUGUAUCCACAUCAUAGACCAGGAUGGACAUUUCCUCCGUUAUAUAGAAUGUGGACUGAGUUAUCCCAUAGGGCUGUGUUCAGAUACAAAUGACAAUCUGUUUGUUGCUGAAUGGGAAAAUAGAAAAGUGAAGAAAAUCAAAUAUCUGCAAUGAAAACCACCCGAAUGUAGAUUACAGUAAAACAAAAUACUCUUUGAGAUUUAUUACAUUGAUGUUCUUCAACUUCAUACAGACUGCACUCCUUAAUAACAAAAAAAAAACAAAGAAGAAAAUUCCAUCCUUAGCAUGAUGUUCAAUUCAUUAUCAUUAUACUGUACAUGUAUACAAUCAUGUAAAGUAUUUAUGUGAGCUAAUAUGCUUGUUAUUUAUUUGAAAUGACUGAUGAACAAAGCAACUUUCACAUAUUACAGCCAUUAACUAUAUUUUCUGUUUUUUGUAUUUAAAACAUGUCAUGGAAACAGAUUUGAGACAAUUAAGUAACGGCAAAGAUAUUUUAGUUCGAAAUAUCUUGAAAGAGUAUGUUGGUAUAAAGAAGUUUGAAUGAAGGGAAUGUUAGCAAAAUUCGAGGUUCUAAUUACUGAGUAUCUCAGUAAUUGCAAUAAAAUGUAAUACUCAUACAUGAUACAUUUUCAUGACAGAAUAAAACCCUGAAUUAAACAAUACUGUAAGGACCUGUCAAGUGACUAUAAUUUAACUAUGGUGUACUAUGUAAUAAUUCUUAGGUGGGUAAACUUUACUUGUAAUGAUAUUACAUGUGUGACAAAACGUUGUGACAACAUGACUGAGAAUGUUAGAAUUUGUAUUUAUAUUUACAUGCCAUGAAUUAGUUACCUUUAAUCUUAAAUCUGCAUGUAUUACUUAAGUUAACUGUCAUUAUAUUAGCAGUUCUACAUGUGUGGAUAAGCUGUAAUACUUUGAAUCAUCUGCUGUCAAGCUACUUGUUUACAUUCUGUCUGCCAUCUUUAUAUCGGCGCAUAUUAUGUACACAGUUUAGCACUUUACCAAACAUGUUAUUCUUGCUAUAUAUCACAGGCAAAGUUACUUGCUAUUUAUAUUGUUAAUUUUUUAUUGGGUUCUACUAUUCAUUUUAAGCCAUUAUUAUUCCUGAUUACAUGUGUCUACAACUUGCACUGUAUUUUUAUCCAUCCGCGAUAUCGUCUGCUUACUCAGCAAGUUAUUUACGUGAAAGGAGUAUAUAUGAUAAGAGCCAAUUUUGGCCCCCUAAAAAUCUACAUUUUAGAAUGACAUUAAUGAUUUUAUACUGUUUAACGUCCCUCUCCAGAAUAUUUCACUGAUAUGGAAACGUCACCAUUGCCGGUGAAGGGCUGCAAAUUUAGGCCUAUGCUCGGCACUCAGGGCCAUUGAGCAGGGAGGGAUCUUUAUCAUGCCACACCUGCUGUGACACGGGGCCUCGGUUUAUACGGUCUCAUCCGAAGAAUGACAUUAAGAUAUGUUUAAUUGAUAUUUAUUUUGUAGAAGAGAUUAUAUUAGAAAUAUUUCCAUUAUAUUUUUCACAUUGAUAUGCACUCACUAGCUGUAAAUGACAUUAGAAAUAAUGCUAUUUUUGCUAUCUAGCAAAAAAGCCAAAAAUAUGCCCUUUUCUCGAUGUUUUUUUCUUAUGGGAAACAUAGAGCGCAGUGUAGAACAUACAUAAUUUUUCUGUCACUAAUUAGUAUUAGAUAGAUACAUCUUUGGUAAAAAUAUAAAUCUUGUUCUAGGCUGCGCUCUAUAUUUUCUGGAAGAAAAACUGCUUGUAAAUAAACAAUUUUACACAAAAUAUGCUAAAAUGGCGGGAAAACGUGAUUUUUAUGAUGUCAUAUUUCUAAAAUAACGGCAUUUUAAUCAAAAUGAAAAUGACCAAUAAAGGUCGCCUAUAUAGCUGUUCAAAUUAAAGCUAUAUAUAAAGUAAAAUUAAGAUAUUCAUUUUAAGGGGCCAAUUGAGACAUUUACCAUAUAUCGCUCUUUACAAG
Messenger RNA from Saccostrea cuccullata (small rock oyster), 3626 nucleotides. RefSeq lists its product as uncharacterized. The coding region runs from base 124 to 1809 and encodes 561 amino acids. Gene Ontology annotation, molecular function: zinc ion binding. The record is from RefSeq and is a predicted model, not a curated record. The transcript is spliced from 2 exons. NCBI's taxonomy places the organism in Eukaryota, Metazoa, Mollusca, Bivalvia, Ostreida, Ostreidae.